Molecule: messenger RNA, 1851 nt
Organism: Candoia aspera
Lineage: Eukaryota; Metazoa; Chordata; Lepidosauria; Squamata; Candoiidae
Gene: ATPAF2
Product: ATP synthase mitochondrial F1 complex assembly factor 2
Exons: 8
Coding region: 215-1069 (284 amino acids)
Biological process (GO): mitochondrial proton-transporting ATP synthase complex assembly
Cellular component (GO): mitochondrion
Source: RefSeq, a predicted model, not a curated record
ACAAGAAGCGUUUGUGACGCCGAUUGGCCGCGCGGCCGUCCCCGUCCCGGCAAGAUGGCGGCGCCCAGAGGGGCGGGUCGCUUACCUCAGGGAAGGAGGAGGGCCGAUUGAGAGGCGCCCCCGCCGGACUCGCCUCCUUCCCGGGAGGGGCUCGGGGCCCCUGGGCGACCGGCGGACAGCCUCGCCAGGCGCCUCCGAAGGGCUGCUCCCCGGCAUGUGGCGAGGGAGCCUCCGGCGGCUGCUUCCCAAACGGCCGCUCGCGCCGGCUCGCCCCGCGCCCCGUCCGGCGGCUUCCCCCGCGGCCUUCGGGCGUCCUUACGCGGCCCAGGCAGAAAGGAAAAGAUUUUACCAAAAUGUUACCAUCUCCCAAGGAGAAAGUGGUUUUGAAAUCAACCUGGACCACCGGAAGCUGAAAACUCCCCAAGCUAAGCUCUUCACGGUGCCCAGUGAGACACUGGCUUUGGCUGUGGCAACUGAAUGGGAUUCUCAGCGGGACACUAUCAAGUUUUAUACCAUGCACCUGACCACCUUGUGCAACACAGCUUUGGACAACCCAUCGCAGCGAAGCAAAGAUCAGCUCAUCCAGGCAGCUAUGAAGUUCUUGGAGACAGAUACUAUCUGCUGCCGGGUAGAAGAGCCACCUGCCUUGGUAGAACUGCAAAAGAAUGAGUGGGAUCCGGUAAUUGGGUGGGCUGAGAAAAGGUACAAUGUUGUGAUUGGCUCCUCGACAAGCCUCAUGGGCCCAAACCUCCCACAAAGCACAAAGGACACCUUCACUAGCCACCUGGCUUCAUACAACAGCUGGGCCCUUCAAGGCAUAGAGUACAUGAUAACCCAGCUGAAGUCUCUGAUUCUUUCCAUGAGCCUGGUUGACAAACACCUAACGGUGGAGCAAGCUGUCCUCCUAUCUCGGCUGGAAGAAGAAUACCAGAUUCGGCGCUGGGGGAACGUGGAGUGGGCCCAUGACUACGACAUGUAUGACUUGCGGGCCCGCACAGCUGCGGCCACCCUUUUCGUUCACCUUUGCCUAGAGAAUUCCACCGUCAAGCACAAGCUGCUUCAGCACUGAGGAACUGGGACACCGAAGAAGGGUGGGCAGGGGCUCUGGGUUAACCCGAAGAAGGGUCGGAUGGGGUGGAUGACAGAGAGGAGCUGUCAGCAUGGCUGGGCUGCUCCCUCAGCCUCUCCGCUGGGAGGGGGCUGAAGCAUGCGAUGGAACCCUUCUCUUCCAUGCCCUUUGAGGCCGAUUGUCCCAGGAAGUUUUUGGGAGUGGCUUCCUGCCCAGCCCACCUGGGCUCGCCACCUUGGAUGAGAUUUCCCUGUAUCGCAAGUUUUGCGUUUUGCCUGGCAGGCUGCCGAAUUUCAGGAGCAGAGGGUGUGCUCUGAGCCUCCCAAAAUGGACGGAGGGCCGCGUGCUCUGUCCUGCAGGACAUGCAGCUAGAAGCAGUUAGAGGUGGGAACAUACCACGGCAGUUGAGCAUCUCUGCUCAGACUGAAGACACUCUAGCUGCAGUCCCCAGGGGUUCCAACAUGCCACCAAGAUUUCCUUUGGGGACCACAAAGAUCCUGCCCCCCCAAUCAAAUUUAAAAGGGAUCAUAUUGCAAAUCAAAAUGGCAGGAUCUACUACCACCUUUAUUUUGAAGAACAUCUCUAGGUUCCAAAAUAGCCCCAUAAGCUUUCUUAGAAAAUUAAAAAAAAACAGUUGGUGACUAUAACUGAGUGCAUUAUUUAGAAAUAUGCCUUGAAGACAGACAAAAAUAAGCUGAUACUCUUUGCUCUUUUAAAAAGAAAAUACAUGUAUCUGUUUUAUUCUACUCCUAUUGAUCACUAAACAUUUCAGGGAUAAAGGA